AAUUAUUGCUUUUACAUCCUAUAUGGGUGUAAAAGCAAUUAGUAUGUCACUUGCUGACAUCAUUGCUUACUACUAGUGAAAUCUGUGAAUGAUCACAGAGGUCACAUGGUACAAGGCUAUUCACAACAGCCUUGUACCAUGUGACAAGCUAUGACCAAUCACAGCUCUCGCAGUGUUUCUCAAUGGCUGCAAGAAUUCAGAGAAAUGAUUGCUUUUUCAGCCUUUGUGGGUGUAAAAGCAAUCAAUGAAAAAAAA
Molecule: messenger RNA, 255 nt
Organism: Staurois parvus
Lineage: Eukaryota; Metazoa; Chordata; Amphibia; Anura; Ranidae
Source: the annotation of a GenBank genome assembly